GAUCCGUUCGCCCGGAGAGCAAUACUGGCAAACGCAACAAUGUAAACUACCCUGGACGUAUAAACGGUCCUGAAAGCCAACCUACUGUUUUUCAAUCGUGCCAUCCAACAAGGCGAUACUAGAUACGGUAUUAUCAUGCAAAUGGUGAUAAGCUAAGAUAGUUAGCCGUAAGCGAACAAAGCAUCUAAAUUGUGCAUCAGUGAAUAGAUAAGCAUGGUAUAACGGGUGUCGACAAAUAAGUGUCAUCAAUGUGUCGGAAUGAAAAACCAAGUGUGGCAACAAAGGUCAUGAAAAUUUCUGUCGACACCGCUGGCCGUGUGCUGCUGUUGCUCUAUGCAGCGAAAUAAUUAGUGAAGGACCACACGUGGAUUAAAUUAAAGUUUGCAAUCGAAGGCGUAUUUAGGACGAAAUGUAUCGAAGAGAAGUUCGUUGCUGUCGUGUACAGGCAAUACUGGUGUUUUUGACACUGAUUUGCAUGUUUUGUGGAAGAUGUUCGGCCUCGUCGGAGUGUCCUUUUCACGCGAUGUGUUCGUGCAAAAGCGCCAUGGUAACCUGCGUUGGUAUACGGAUAUUCUCCCUUAAAGAUAUAUUUCAUCGACCCCAGUUCAUUCACCGGGAGAACGAGUUCAGUCAAAUCGUGGUUAGCCGAUCGGGUUUGUUACAGCUUGAUUGGAGCCCUACUCAAAUGGUAACACUUAGUCUGCCCAAAAAUUCAAUCUACAAUAUAUCACAAGGAGCAUUUAAAGGGAGUGAGAGCUCGUUAUCUAGCCUGGACCUCAGUGAUAAUCGUCUUGUAGCAUUGCCAGACCUAACAAGUUUGCGGGCGUUACAGUGGGUCAAUCUCCAACACAACGAUUUCACAGAGCUGCCUGAAGGUUUCCGAUACACCAAUAUCUCAACCUUAUUUAUGUCAGGAAACUAUAUUCGAACGAUUAGUCCGGACUGUCUGCCCGACUCGCUCGUCACACUCGACCUCGACGGCAAUCAGAUCCUCAACAUUGAGGGCAAUACACUUCCGCCAGGAUUGCGAGCUCUAAACCUUGGGAAUAAUAUAAUUAACGCGGCGCCAGGCCAUAUUCUCCACAAGCUAGCUUCGCUCGAACGAUUGUCCUUGAGCAAUAAUGUGUUCAAGCACUUACCAAAAUGGUGGCACCUUGGCCGGACUGUCCAGGUCUUGGAUCUGUCGCAUGGCUCGUUACGGCAGCUUGAUGCGCCCUGCAUCGGCCUAGCGAACUCAACUAGCUGCGAGCAUCUUCAAACACUGCACCUCGAAUAUAACUUUAUCUCAACGAUAAGCGGGGCGGCAUUCGAAGGCAUGCGUCUCAGAAAGCUGUUCUUGAAUUCUAACCGUCUCAUGCAACUCCCUGAAAGCACAUUUAAUGGCUCCAUAGCAAAAUCCCUUCUGAUUCUCGAUUUAAGUGAGAAUCAGUUUUCAUCACUGCCGGCCUGCGUCUCCGACUUGCGAAGUCUCACAGUUCUCAGCUUACGAGGAAACCUCCUGAGUGCCUUUGAGCCGGUGGCGUCAGGGGGCGCUUCUUAUCCAGCGUUCUUCAAAACACUCCAGGUAAUGGACUUGUCCUACAAUCAGUUAUCUGCAAUUCCGCCAGCCUUUGCUGGUACAACAGAUUUGGUGCGUCUCAGCCUUCAGGCGAAUCUGAUCGAACGCCUGACGUCGCACGACUUCACAAAGUGGUCAGUAAACUUACGCAGUUUGAGUCUAUCGAAUAAUGCCAUUAAGGUGAUCACAAAACACGCCCUGCGGAACCUCGUAAGUUUGAAAGAGCUCAAAUUCUCUUUCAAUAAUAUUCACUACUACGAUGGAUCUGCUUUCGGUGCACUGGGUAAUCUGCAGGCGUUGGAGAUAUCAUCGACUUUAGCCAGCGACAUUGCUGUGCGCAAUGUUCACAAAUUACUAGCUCCUCUUAAAAAACUAAAAUCACUUCAGAUCGAUUACAAUAGAUUAUACCAUAUUGAACCGUUUGCCGCCUCCGUGACUAAUCUCGACCUCGAGGGCAACGAUCUUAACACUGUACCUGCAAUAUCAACGUUAUCAAAGCUAUCUCGUUUAUCAUUGAGCUACAACAGCAUCCAUUAUCUGCGAAGUAACGUCCUGCAAAAUGUGUCAUCCUUGGAACAAGUAAUUCUUAUUGGAAACCCGUUAAGGGAAAUAGAAUCGUACGCGUUUUCGGAUCUACGCUCGUUGGUAAGCGUUAUUCUUUCAUCGAACCGCUUGAGGGGAGUCCAAUGUUAUGCAUUUUACAAACUGCCGAGUCUGCAAAGACUCCAUCUUGACAACAAUCUUAUACAGCAUCUGAAUUUGGAUAUGCUCGAAGACGCUGGCAGUCGGCUAUUUCUCAACGCGUCAAAUAAUCAGAUACAAAAUAUAUUUACUAACAAAAAGAACCGAACUGUCGAUGUUCGUAUUUUUGACGUCUCGAACAACCGCGUCGAUCGGAUUACGUCAGAAGUGUGGUCCAAGAUGCCACGACUUGUGCAGUUAAUCGCUUCAAAUAACCGUCUCAAGGAGCUUGCAAUUUGUGAUGUACCUUUAAGCCAGCUGACCAUAGCCGAUUUCUCAGAAAACCAACUUUCUGCUGGUGCUAUUGCCAAUCUUAGCGUGUUUUCACCGGCGCUCGAAGUACUCAAUUUGCGCGGCAAUGGACUUGAGUCGCUGCCCUCGGCCGAAGUCUUCGCACAAGACUAUUUGACGACAACCACCGCCGCAAUUGCUGGCCCCAGUGGUGUUGUAGAAUCAACAGGCCCAGCGUCCGAUUCGUUGCCGCUGCCGCCAUCAUCAUCAUCAUCACCUAGCAACGCCGAUCACUGGCCGAUGAUGCGCGUUCUUGAUUUGUCGCGAAAUCAACUGCGUCAAAUUGAGCACACUGCCCUUCCACCAUCAUUGCAGAUGCUCAACGCAUCAUUUAACCCUCUUGAAAAGUUCGGCAAUAGUGGGGCUGAACUGAGGGCGCUUUCAUCGUUGGAUAUUUCAGCGACUCGGCUGGCUCACGUCCCGAUCCCCACCGUGGCAUCAUUAGAGCAGUCGGCGCCCAGCAAGCUUCAGGUACUCAAUGUGUCCCUAAUGUCGUUCGCUCAUUUAGAAAACGUGUCCAGCCAGUCUCUACCCCGAGGUCUACUCGUUCUCGACGUAUCGGGCUCAAAUGUUCGUUCGGUAACCCUCGACGAACCGUUACUGGCCGAACUGAAUCUAGCUAAUACAACAUUGGUGUCUCGUUAUGUCGUCCACGCCCCGUCUCUACGCGUCGCCGAUCUGUCGCAUAACAGAGCUCAAAAUCUCAGCUCGUUGCUUAAAGCUUUUUCAGCGGAUCAACUGCACGAACUCAAUCUUGAGGGUAACGCGAUCGAUAAAAUCUCGAACUUGAUUUGGCGUAAGGUGCCACGUCUCACCCGUCUGCGGAUUAACUCGAACCCCCUCGAAGUGUUAACACUACAUUCUUUUCGAGGUUUGAAUCAUCUAAGCGAACUCGACAUGCGAAAUCUUAGCCUAACUAAUCUCGAUCCACGGUGUCUGCACAAUCUCAAAGCGCUAUCAUCACUAAAACUGUCAACGUACAACAAAGGCAUCCGAUCACUGCGACUGCAAGAAUUACUUUCCGAUUCGUUAGCUCUACGCCACGUAACUGUUGAGGUGGAAGAGCCAGUUCUCUCUUACCAACUCCAGUGGGCUUUUGCAACCACAAAGUUACGAGAACUUCAAGUGACAGGAUCAUCUUUAAGGUCAAUACUUCCGGACGCCUUUCUUGGACUCGAAAACAUUCACGAGCUGGUACUUCGUAUACGACAUACCUCAGUUAUGGAGCUGCCUGAUGGUCUUCUCCGAUACCUGACAGAUGUGCGCUUUCUUACGCUCGAUCUCCGCUCCAACCUCCUGCAAAGCAUCUCACCACGCGUGCUCGACUCCAAAAGGAUGUCAUAUUCCAAGAGCACCCAAUUUCUAGCAGUUUGGACAGGGCCGAUUGCCGGAGAAACGCUCGGCUCCGAUUAGAGCCGUAUUCAGGCAGUGUCUGUUUUUUGGGAAGCUCUAACGUUACUCACACAUAUUCUUGCUACCAUUUCGACUCGAGAGGAGCAGUUCCUCGUCUCAAAUUAUUCGACUUUCUAGCCUAUUCAGCCUGCAUAUUCAACCGCGUCCGCCAAUCGAGUGUUUUUGGAGAGGGGAACCUUUUUCUUUUUUUUGCUUUUCUUGGCCUGCAUAGAACGAAAUAGUAAAUGGCCUCCCUGAAAUAUACGUUCUGUAGCCUCGCUAUUCCGCGACGUUUCGCGUAUCUAACAAGCCAUCACCUUCGCAAACCUUGCUACAGAUAGUCGAUCAGGCCAAUUUAUGUGUUUAUUGAAUGCACCCUGCGAAUCAUAGAAGGAAAUAAUUUUCAUGCCUCGCACAGCUACAGAUGCGAUGAAGGUCCGCCGCAAAACCUGGCUGAGGGUUACAGCUGUUAUAAUCGUUGAGAAUAAUACUAAAUCCACUGAGAUGAUAACGAAAAAAUUGCUUCUUCUAGGACAUGUAUGAAAAAGGCUGAAUAUCUGCUCUUCUUUGCCGUGCUGUUCGAAGCACGAAGUGUAUUUUGAUGUCCUAAACCGAUGCCUUACCUACCACCUUCCGGCAAAUAGCAAGCCUAUAAAUCCAACCCAUAAAAUCAGUUCUCUGAGUCGCAAAUAUAGAAGGUUUAUAAUACUGCUUCAAGGUUUCUUUAUUGGGCAAGUUUAGAUAUAUAAUGAAUUCGACUGAGAAAUAAAGGGUGCAUACAAAUCACCUGGUUUAUUUCAGCCUGAUACUGACUUGUAGAUAGAAAUUGUGGUAUCGAAUAUAUACGGUCCUAUUUAAAAAUGUCUGUAUUAUUGUGAAAAAUGGUACAUCUUAGGACCGCUACCCUGGCAAAUUGGUUUGCUCGAUCCGCGUAAAUAAAUGUUUCUCUGCGUUGGGUAGAUUAAUAAUGUAUCGUUUGAGUCCCGCAAACCUUGGCCUUAAUCGACAUGUUUACUAUUUAUUUAUGUGAAUGUACAAGAUUAUCUGUGUGC
Messenger RNA from Varroa destructor (honeybee mite), 5034 nucleotides. RefSeq lists its product as uncharacterized. The record is from RefSeq and is a predicted model, not a curated record. NCBI's taxonomy places the organism in Eukaryota, Metazoa, Arthropoda, Arachnida, Mesostigmata, Varroidae. Gene Ontology annotation, molecular function: protein binding.